CGUUUGCUUUAUGGGUUUGGAGGCCGAGUUAUCUGGUGCGUAUGUGUUUGGUGGCACCGUGGCGUCGUCUCCACCAGCCCGCUGCCGUUUCCUCCCCAGGGGCCGAGAGGCUGAUCCGCCACCUCCGAGCCCACCGGGUGCCCAUCGCCGUGGCCACCAGCUCCGGGGCCAGCUCCUUCGAGAUGAAGACCCGCAGCCACCAGGACUUCUUCCGCUUGUUCGACCACGUCGUGCUGGGGGACGACCCCGAGGUGAGGAGCGGCAAGCCGGACCCCGACAUCUUUCUGGUCUGCGCCCAGCGCUUCUCUCCUCCGGCUCCCGUGGAGAAGGUGCGUCCUGCCGGGCGGGAGGGGAGGGUGGCCGCCGCCGGAGGACCAUACUGUGUUUUCACGGAUACAGUACGGAUCAGCGGGCUGUUUGCUGCAUCAGUGGGAGCCGCAGGGAGCGACGACCAGCGCAUGACCAGGGACCCCGGUAUUCUCCACGCCGAGCCCCCCCGGACUGGCGCGUUUGCGGAAGGAUCCGCGGCGCCCCAGAGGAGACAGACGACGCCACAGGUGACCGCCGACUUCCCGGUCUCCCGUGCACGGGGACACAGCUUGUCCCCAGAGCUCCCUGCGAUGCCGGGGUCCGCACUCAACGGCGUCACCCACUGA
Messenger RNA from Condylura cristata (star-nosed mole), 656 nucleotides. It is a transcript of the gene PUDP, whose product is annotated as haloacid dehalogenase-like hydrolase domain containing 1. The coding region runs from base 42 to 656 and encodes 204 amino acids. NCBI's taxonomy places the organism in Eukaryota, Metazoa, Chordata, Mammalia, Eulipotyphla, Talpidae. Gene Ontology annotation, molecular function: phosphatase activity. The transcript has 2 exons. The record is from RefSeq and is a predicted model, not a curated record.